This is a messenger RNA of Phoenix dactylifera (date palm), 1426 nucleotides long. RefSeq lists its product as uncharacterized. The record is from RefSeq and is a predicted model, not a curated record. NCBI's taxonomy places the organism in Eukaryota, Viridiplantae, Streptophyta, Magnoliopsida, Arecales, Arecaceae.
CCGCUUUAACGUCCGAACUCUUCCCGCACCAGACUCCCGACUACUAACAGACCCCGCAUGGAACGCCUCCUCCUCCUCCUCCUCCUCCUCUCUUCUCCUCCUUCCUCUCGAUCCUCCUCCUUGAAACCAUCGAAACCCUAGCCAUGGAGCGAGGCUUCCGCGGUGUGAGGGCGGACCUCUCCGAGCUCGCGCGCCACCUUCUCGACAUCGCCUGCUUGCUCUCCCCGCUCGUCCUCGCCCCCACCCACGCCGACUCCCCCCCGCCCUCCCGCCGCCCCCCGUCCCGCGCGCUCGGAGGAAUCCUUUCUGAUAUCGCCGAGAUCAGAGGGGGACUCCGGAGCGGCCUGUCGCGGCUCUCGACGGCGGCGGCGGCGGCCGCCUUCAGUAACCCCCUGCCGCCGCCAGAAUCGAGGGCCGGCGGGGUAGCCGAGGAGGUCCUGGAGUUUAUCGUGCAUCUCGUGGAGGGUCCCGAGUCGUGGCUGGAGUUUCCGGUGCCCGUGGAUGAUGAUUUUUAUAUGUCUCAUUCUCAAAGAGAGCAUAUAGCUACUGUUGAACGCUUGGUUCCAAGUUUAACAGCUCUUAGGAUCAGCCUUUGUCCAACUCAUAUGAGUGAGGAAUGUUUUUGGAAGAUAUACUUUGCACUGUUGCAUCCAAGGCUGAAUAAGUAUGACACGGAGCACUUAUUGACCCAGCAGAUUGUGGACUCAAUGCGUAUAAAAGUGGAGGAGAUGCAGCAUAGUGUGGAUACUCAGUCCCUGAGCUUUGGGACAGAGAGCUUUCCUUUAAUAAUGAGUGGAGGUAACAAGCAACUAGAGGAUGAUCAAGCUCAAGAGGCCUCAGCAAUCACCAAGACUACAUCUCAGCAAAGCAUUUGUCAGUGGUCUGAGGUACCUGGCGACGUUGGCAAUGCCACUUAUAGUGGAAAACAGUCCAGAAAGGAAGAUUUCUCAUUUAGGGAGACAGGUGAUGGUAAUGUUGUUCUGAUGGAGAGAUACAUGGAUCAGCUCUUAGCUGAAGGAGGCCAAGUCCAUUCUCCUCCUUCCUCCUACAAGUGGGAUCAAUUGAGAAAACCUAGUCCAGGGGAUGAUUAUGACAAGGCAGUCCAUGGCACGCCCCAAAUUCGAAUAUUGUUUGAUGAGGAAUCAAGUGAUUGGCAUGCUGUUGAUGAUUUUGACUUUGAAGUGGUUGGGAGGCCUUCCAUUGGCAAAAUCAUGUAAUUUUUUUUUUAAAAUCAUCAUAUGCCAGUCUUUUAUGUUUUGCUUAAUCUCUAAAUCAAGCAAUUUGAACCAUGCAAGUCAUGCUCACAAGCUCUCAUAAGGUCAUUGUGUCCUUUUAAGUGCUUUUACAAUUUAAAAUCAAACUGUGAUGCAACUAAAAUAUCACAAGGGCUUAUAUCCAUUUGGCAUCAACCAUGUUUUUAUGGUAA